This is a messenger RNA of Diabrotica balteata, 1634 nucleotides long. NCBI's taxonomy places the organism in Eukaryota, Metazoa, Arthropoda, Insecta, Coleoptera, Chrysomelidae. The record is from the annotation of a GenBank genome assembly.
ACUUGGGGUUUGGGGUAACCUUUGACUUUUUAUAGCUGAUACAGGAUUUUUAUAUGUUUUUUAUAAUUUAAAAUCGCAGGACCAGAUUUUCUACAAAUGCGGGCAAUAAUAAAUACUGUUUCAAGUUUGUGGUUUGUGUAGUUCGUUUAUUUAAUAAAUUUGUGACUGGGUUUCCACGCAUUUUCCUAAUAUGAAUCUACCUGAAUCUGAUAGUGAAGAUGAACUACCCCCCGGCUGGGAGGAAAGGGUUACAGUGGAUGGUAGUGUGUUUUACGCGAAUCAUUUAACCAAAAAUACUCAAUGGACUCACCCCAGGACAGGAAAGAAAAAGAAGGUAUCAGGUGAUCUUCCUUUUGGGUGGCAAAGAUGUGUUGACAAAAACACAGGAAAAGUAAUUUACGUGGAUCACGAAAAUCGCAGAACUACUUAUACAGAUCCCAGAUUGGCUUUUGCUGUUGAGGAAAAGGAACAUGUAAAUGAUUACAGGCAAAGAUUUGAUGCUUCCAGUACGGCACUACAAGUUUUACAUGGAAGGGACUUAAAUGGCAAAACAGCUCUUGUGACAGGGGCCAAUGCAGGCAUUGGUUUUGAAACUGCACGGUCCUUAGCCAAACAUGGUUGCAGUGUCAUAAUGGCUUGUAGGAACUUAGCAGCUGCUGAAGAAGCUAUCAGUCAAAUCAGGGAAGAUAAACCUGCAGCCGGUGAGAACUGUAUAGCCAUAUAUCUGGACUUAACUUCAUUAUCAUCAGUGGUACAAUUUGCCAACACUGUUAAAAGCAAAUAUGAUAAAAUAGAUAUGUUAAUCUUAAACGCAGGCGUUUUUGGUCUUCCUUUCAGUAAAACUCUCGAUGGGUUUGAAACCAUAUUUCAAGUAAACCAUUUGUCACAUUUUUAUCUCACAAUCCUGCUCAGACCUCUGCUGGUCAAUGGUUCUAGAGUUGUGGUAGUCUCAUCUGAAUCACACAGGUUCGCCAACCUUACCAUCGAGAACAUCACCCCUCUGACCCUCUCGCCAGACUCCGCCGCCAAAUACUGGGACAUGAUGGCCUACAACAACUCCAAACUGUGCAACGUCCUCUUCAGUCGCCAAUUAUCUAAGAACCUCCAAACGUCUGGCAUAUCUGUGUUCAGUCUUCAUCCGGGCAACAUGGUGUCUUCCAAACUGGCCAGGAAUUGGUGGUUGUAUAGGGUUCUCUUUGCCAUCGUAAGGCCGUUUACGAAGAGCCUUCAGCAAGCGGCCAGUACAAGCAUUUAUUGCGCCACUGCCAUUGAAUUAGCUGGAGUUACUGGUGUGUACUUCAACAAUUGUUACCAGUGCCAAGAAAGUCCCAUGGCUAAAGACGACCAACUAGCAAAGGCGCUGUGGGAUAUCAGCGUCGAGAUGAUACAGAGUGUUUUAGGAAAUAACGCUCCCGGAUUGGAGAACGAAUCCAAGCGGGCAUUGGAAGAGGAUCAUUAGAGGGUCAACGUUACUUUCAGCCAGAAAUAUGUCAAGCGCAGUAGUAGAAAAUCCAAAAUAGAUCUGACGCUAAGUACUGACCCUAGAAAAUUGGAACAUUACAAAUAUUAAAAUUGAUCGACGAAUUUGGGGAAAUGGUCAUAAAAAGCUUUUUCAAAUAAAAAUGUAUGACUCU